Messenger RNA from Thelazia callipaeda (thelaziosis nematode), 1182 nucleotides. The record is from the annotation of a GenBank genome assembly. Lineage: Eukaryota; Metazoa; Nematoda; Chromadorea; Rhabditida; Thelaziidae.
AUGGUUGUGCUUGCAAUAUUUUUACCCACUGAUCAUUUGGUUUUUUUCAGCAGGUACAUUGAUGAAAACUAUGCAUUGUUUGAUACGAACACGGCACAAUUAGAUGAUUUUGAUCGUAUUAAAACCUUGGGGACGGGAUCAUUUGGACGUGUAAUGUUAGUGAAGCAUAAGCAGAGCGGGUUGUAUUAUGCGAUGAAAAUUUUGGACAAGCAGAAAGUGGUAAAAUUGAAGCAAGUUGAGCAUACCCUCAAUGAAAAACGCAUACUUCAAGCUAUCGACUUUCCUUUUUUGGUCAACAUGCAAUAUUCUUUCAAAGACAAUUCGAAUCUUUAUAUGGUGCUUGAAUUCAUUAGUGGAGGUGAAAUGUUUUCACAUUUGCGACGUAUCGGUCGUUUUAGCGAGCCGCAUUCUCGUUUUUAUGCUGCGCAAAUUGUUCUUGCAUUCGAAUAUCUCCAUUCGCUUGACCUCAUAUAUCGAGAUCUUAAACCUGAGAAUCUUCUUAUUGACAGCACUGGUUAUAUAAAGAUUACCGAUUUUGGUUUUGCAAAACGUGUAAAAGGGCGGACUUGGACUUUAUGUGGAACACCUGAAUAUCUUGCACCAGAAAUAAUACUGAGCAAAGGUUAUAAUAAAGCAGUGGAUUGGUGGGCAUUGGGUGUGCUGAUAUAUGAAAUGGCAGCGGGUUAUCCGCCGUUUUUCGCUGACCAGCCGAUCCAGAUUUACGAAAAAAUUGUUUCUGGGAAAGUGAAAUUCCCGUCACAUUUUUCCAAUGAAUUGAAGGAUUUAUUAAAAAAUCUAUUACAAGUUGAUUUGACGAAAAGAUAUGGUAAUUUGAAAAACGGUGUUGCUGAUAUAAAGAAUCACAAAUGGUUCGGUUCAACCGAUUGGAUUUCUGUUUAUCAGAAAAAGAUUAUACCACCGAGUUUUACUGGUAAAGAGCAGCAGUCCAAUCGGCUGUUUGAAGCACUGUAUCCACGGGUAACCAGUAUUGAAGAUACCAGGCAUUUCAUCUCUCAGCCAGAAGAUCCAGAACUUUUUCGAAUCGCUCAUGAAGAUAUAGAAGCACCAUUUUUACCCAAAUGUCGUGGUGCUGGUGAUGCGUCCAAUUUCGAUGACUAUGAAGAGGAACCGUUACGGAUUUCGGGGACCGAGAAAUGCGCAAAAGAAUUUACAGAUUUUUAA